AUGGGGUCCGCUGACCCAACGCUAAAACCACUGACUCAUUUGCCACAAUUGAGUUUAUCGCAAAAAGUAGAUGUUAAGGAUGAAAAAACAUUUCACGAUCUUUUAGUCAAUAUGACAACGACAAUCAGUGCAUCACUCAUUUUGGUCAAGCAUGAAAUGAACCAAGAACACAAGAUUUUAUGCCAACCUGCAGUAGCCUUAGGUGUCAAGUGUCACUAUCCAAAUAUGUGUAAACACGUCAGCAAUGACCACAACGCCAUCUUUUAUUGCAAGCUUCAUUUUGUUCACAGUUUUCUUGAAAAUUUCCAACAUUUUCUCAGUUUCAAGAUUCCUGGCACCGUGGUCUUCCCAACUGUUAUGGACGAUUUCAUAAGUUUGCGAAAAGAUCUAUUCAAUAUUUUCCGACGUUGGUAUACAAUGACACUACUCGAUAACACACUAACACAAACGGACUUUUUUCAAAAAUUGUGCUUUUACGAAGAGAAAAUUGAGCCUUUUUCACUGAAAAAUGAAUCUCUGUCUCUCUCUGUCUCUCUCCCUUUCUCUGUCUCUCUCCCUCCCUCUCUCUCACUUUAUUUUUUUCAUUGGUGUUCAGGAUCGACUUCGUUGAAAUGA
Molecule: messenger RNA, 615 nt
Organism: Acanthosepion pharaonis
Lineage: Eukaryota; Metazoa; Mollusca; Cephalopoda; Sepiida; Sepiidae
Source: the annotation of a GenBank genome assembly